Acanthoscelides obtectus is the source of this 1686-nucleotide messenger RNA. The record is from the annotation of a GenBank genome assembly. Lineage: Eukaryota; Metazoa; Arthropoda; Insecta; Coleoptera; Chrysomelidae.
UAUACAACUUACAGUUUAGACCUCCAAUAAUACCAUGAGAACUCAAGGGAUGCUUAGGCAACACGUACCGCUACACAUUGAGUGCACAUGAACUGAACAACAACUAGUUCCAAGUUGCCGUCUUAUAUUAAAACCUAAAUGUCACAAAAAACUAUAUAAUGUCAAAAAUAAAACUACAAAAUGACAAUUUCAUAUAGAUACGUAAUAGCCCUGCCGGUCUUCAAUUAAGGAACUUUUAAAAACUUUAGGUAGAUAUUUAAACGAAAUAUUGCCACGAUAUAGCAUGCUAAUUCAGGGACUGAAUAGAAGUCGUCUCAUGCUCAGUCCGGCGCGGUAUUUCAAAUCUAAAGAAGUAUAUGACACUGCAGGGGACAAAUACGAUUACUCUGAUGAACCGUCAAUUUCAGAACAACUUGGAAAAAUACCAAGACAUUACCUUCUCACUAGAUCACCUUUUGACUACCCAACGGUAGAUCAAAUGUAUUCAUAUGCAUACAAAUUGGAUGAUGAGUAUGAUAAAUUCAUAAGCCCCAGUAGACACUACGUAGUCCGUGAUACACCUGAGCGUAGUUACCGUACAUCUGAGCAGAAUUACUCAUACUCCUACAAUUCCAACGUGGAUUCUUCAUCCAACCGGUAUGGAGAUCCAUACGGCCCAACAAACCGUUCAUACUCGUCCAACGAAAGUGUGACCCGUUCUAACAUUGGAGGUCCAGGAGGAUACAGCUACUCGACAGAGCGUAGCUCUCGCUCCCGUGGAGAUGGUGUUCCUGGAGGAUACAGCUCCAGCUAUAGCUCUACAAGUAGUGGAAGGUUGCCUGGAGGAACCACAUACAGGCACUACUCUUAUCGCGUCUAAGCGAAGCUUAAAUGAUGUUGAUUCUGUUAAUAGUUGUAACAUGAAAACAGGAAAUAUCUUAGGCUGGACUGACGUUUAUUUAGAGAAUUAUGCAAAGCCCAAUACAAUUUAUUGACUAUACUGAAAGCUAAAAUGAUCUCGAAAUUAGCCUCAUCGAAACGCAUAUUAUGUUAUUAAAAGACAGAAUAGCUAUUGACAUUAAAAUUUUAUAUCAGCAUGAAACCGCUAUUCAAAAUAGCAUAAAAAUAAAAUUUUAUUUUCUUAUCUUUUUACACUAUUUGUUUUGCUAUUAUGCAAGUCGGAUACGAAUUUGAAAAUAACAAUAAUAUAUCCUCAACAUUUCUGACGCAACGACAUUUGAACAUAGUAUUCUUUAUUUUUCUAACUUCCAUGUUAUAACUAAGAACAAAAAAUGUCUCAUCUCUCAAAAAAUCUCAAACUGAAUAGCCCAAUUAUUAGUUCUCUAUGUUGAAUUUAACUCUUCACCAGAUAUUAACAGAUCACUAAAUCUUAUUUGUUACAAAAAUUAUAUAGAACUAUGUUUUUUCAUAAAACAUGUGUACGCACUUAUGUUAUGGCCUUUGUUGUAUAACUGUAAUACAAUACAAUAUAAUUCACAUAAUAUACAUACCUAGUAAAUAAAUCCGUAGUUCGACGCAGCUAGUAUUUGUAGGAUAUUCUACAUAGUUCGCAGAAAUUAACAAAAAAUACAUUGUACUAAAGCAUCGCUGACUAACUUGAAUAUAUUAUAUUUUGUAUAGCUUUUUAUUCACCUUUCUGGAAUAUUGUGAUACUUGUAGUAAUAUAUACGUUUCCUGAAAUCUACA